AUGGAGCUCAGACAACUUCCUCUUGUGCUCUUGCUUAUUUCAAACAUCUGCUCCCAACAUACUGGAGAAAGACCAAAAGCCAAAGUGACCAUCAAACCUGCUCAACAUGUAUUCAGUGGAGAGACAGUCACUCUCAGAUGUGACAUAUAUGAUGAAGGAGUCACUAGAUGGCGCUACACCUGGUAUAAAAAAGGUUCAGGCAGUGUUUUCAGUGAUCAACAGGAACACAGAUUCAGUCCUGUUAAAGAGGUUGACGCAGGUAAAUACUCCUGUUAUGGAGUAGAGACGGAAGGAUCACGAACAUCAAACAGUGAUGAAGUUACGCUGACAGUAUCAGUUCCCAGAGCAGUUUUAAGUGUUUCUCCACAGAUGUGGUUGACUGAAGGAGAUUCAGUGACUCUGAUCUGUGAGGUUAAAGGCUCCUCUACAGGCUGGACAUUCAGCUGGUUCACUGAAACUGUCUCAUCGGACUACAGCAAUCAUCAUAAUCUGCUCUCAGACAGCAGCAGAGGAGCUGGAGGAAACUACACUGUCAGUUCUGCUGCUCUAAAUCACACAGGAGUUUAUGUGUGCAGAGCAGAGAGAGGAAAACCAGCCUAUAACACACAGUACAGCAACACACAGUUAAUAUGGGUCACUGGUGUUUCUCCUCCAGUCUCUCUGAUCAUCAGUCCCAACAGAACUCAACACUUCACAUCUGUCUCUUUCUAUCUGAGCUGUGAGGACCAGAAUAACUCUACUGGAUGGAGAGUGAGAAGAAACACAGACAGAUUUGGGCUGAAAUAUUGUUCAUCAUCAGUGUGGGGAUCACAAACAGGAUCUACAUGUACAAUCAGAUCCACAAUGAUAUGGGACACUGGAGUGUACUGGUGUGAGUCUGAAUCUGGAGAGAAAUAUCAUCCUGUUAAUAUCACUGUACACUCUGAUGUGAUUCUGGAGAGUCCUGUUCAUCCUGUGACUGAAGGAGAUACUCUGACUCUACACUGUUUAUAUCAACAUACAACACCACCAAACCUCAGAGCUGAUUUCUAUAAAGAUGAAUCACUCAUCCAGAGUCAAACUACAGAGAUGAUCAUCUCUACUGUCUCAAAGUCACAUGAGGGUUUCUACUACUGCAAACACCCAGAGAGAGGAGAGUCACCCAAGAGCUGGAUCUCAGUCACAGCUUCCUCCAGAAGAUCAGGAUCUGAUGGUCUCAAUCCUGUGAUAGUUGGAGUGUCUGCUGGACUGACUGUCACAUUUUUCAUCAGUGUCUUCUUGGUCCUGCUGUGGUGCUACAGAAACAACAAAGGUGGAAGAUCUCAGUCUCCCUCUAGUGUCAGUCAACAGCAGAACAGCAGUCAGACAUCAGAGCAGAACCAGAGUGAAACAGGAAAUAAAACACUCAUGUCUGGAACUGCUCAUAUUUAUGACUCUGUUGAUGCAACAAUUAAUAAAGACAUAAGCACAGACAUUGUAAGUGGAGCUACUGAACUCACUUAUGCUGAUAUUGAACUCAAAUCUACAGAGAAACAGAAGAAAAAGAAAGAAAACAAAGGGAAAACCAGUGAAAGUUCAGACACUGUUUACUCUAAACUGAACCUGGUGACCCAUCAAGCUGCUGGAUCUAGUGAUGUGACAUAUGCUUAGAUUGAAUAAAUGGCUGAAGGAGAAACGUUCAAUUCCAGGACGCUGAUGAGUUUAGGUUGAGAAGGGCUGGAGAAUGACCAGGAUCAUCAAUUCUGAAUCAUCUUUGUGAUGCUGAACAACUGAUGACAGUAUAUAUAUAUCAGUAUUUAAUGUCAGUGAUUAUCUUUUUAACUGUAUUCUGUAUUCUUAAAGGUUACGUCAUUAUGUGGGAAAGAAAAAUUGUUGAUUUUUUUUUUUUAACUGUUGUGAAAGUUUCAGUUUCUCUUUUGUUCUUCUUGAUUUUAAAUGUAUUUGUGGCGGGGUUUUCAUGGUCAUAAAAACAUUGUGAUUUUCAAGUCUGGAAUAAUCAUGGAAAUAUUCUAGGUUAUAAACGUGUGUAGUGGAUGUUCAAUUUUUUAGCUAUUUUUUAGCUCUAAAAUAUUUCAUUGCUAUAUACAGUACCUCUAUGUGUGUUUAAUCUUUAGAUAUGAAAACUGCUAAAACUGGUCAAAUGAUUUUGACUUAUGUUGCAGCUUGCUUGUUGUUCUUAGUUUUAAAUUAGAAUAAUUGUUCACAAUUAAAAUUAUAUACUGUAGUUUUGCUAUAAUAUUUAUACUUUCAGUUUAUAUCAUUACAAUAAAAUAAGAUUUAAUUGCUACAGUGCCACUUUGUAGUAUGAGUGUGAGCAAAUUGGUCAUCAUAAAUGUGACUACAUGGCAUGUUUAUGUUUGAGCAAAAAUGUAUAAAAAUAUCUGAACAGAUUGAACAGAACUAAAUUUUACAUGAAUGUCUUCAAUCACUCCAAUACAUUUUAAUUGUUUAGUAAUAACUUGUCAAUAUCCUUAGUUUUUUUUUUUGUUGUUUUUUUUUUUGAAAACUGAGUAGGUCUAGGUUCAAACUGGCGAUGAAGGGACUAGUUAGCUUGAAAAGUUUAACUUCAGUCCAUUCCUACGAGCAGCUCUUCUAUUUAAUGAAGAAAAAAAGAUGACCAAGUUUAAACUGGUGACGACUUUAUGGAGGGAAGUUCAAUUUAUGACCUUCCUGUGAGCCUUUCAUCACUAACAUCCCUAUCACAGACUCUGGCUUCAGAAAAUCACUCAAAUCCGAUUCAUUCUGGACAGCUAUAUUUGGUGCCAUUAAUAAAAUCAUUCAAGCUGAUUUGAACAGAGAUUGUUUAAUAGCAGGGAACUCUAAUCCCUUUAGAGCAGUGAUUCUCAAUCCUGGGACCCGGGGCACCCCUGCUCUGCCCAUUUUGCAUGUCUACCUUAUUUAACACACCUGAUUGAGAUGAUCAUCAGCUCGUUAGUUCAGUUCAUGGAUCUCUCUCCUAAUGAGCUGAUGCUCUCAAUCAGCUGUGUUAAAUAAGGGACGAGGAUUGAGAACCACUGCUUUAGAGUUUCAAAUUGUCUAAAAGUUCUUUACCCUUACAAAUAUCUACAUUAUAUGAUCUCAUACCUGUCAAGUAUCCCGUUUUGGCCGGGAAAGUCCCGUAAUUUACCCUUCUUUCCCACCGUCCUCCCGUAUUAGUAUUUUCCCGUAAAUCUCCCGUAUUUUAACCUGCAUUAUUAAAAAAAAAAUUACUUACUCUAGUAAGUAACUACUUACUCUAGCAACCACCCUAGCAAUGGUCAGACACACCUGGAUAAAUUAAAUAUAAGUAUGUUUAGUUUGUUAGCAGUAACCUAUAAGAGCAGAAUAAAUAUGGCUAUGUAAUAUGAACAAUAUGUACAGAUAUGUGCAAUGUAGUGGCAGUAUCAUUAUAGUAGUAGUAAAAACAAUAUAGAUAUAUGCAGUGUAUUAAUAGAAUAUAUUACAGAAAAACUGAAUAAAUAUGGAUAUUUAGUAUGAACCAUAUAAACAGAUAUGUACAGUAUGUACAGCUAUGUGCAGUGUGGUAACAGUACCAUUGUAGUGCAGAAAUUGACAGGAAAUAAAGGAGCUGGCUUAAGUUCAGGGAGUAGUGGAGCUUAGUCAAACACUUGUUUUACUUUACAGUGGAAAGGCUAGGGGCCCUGUUCCCUCAGUUGAGGCUGAAAGAGGAUAAGAUGAGGGAGGAAUUCACAGACUAUCAGGUGACAGAUAGCAAGCAACUCCCCCAAGAAGACAGAAUCGACAGAUUUUGGGGCCUGGUAGGAAAGGACAUGAGGUUCAGUGAGCUGCCAAAACUUAUGAAGGCUUUACUAUGCAUUCCCCAUAGCAAUGCAAGUUCAGAAAGGGUGUUUAGCAUGGUACGAAAGAUUGUUACAGAGAAUAGGAUGUCGUUAGACAACAGAACUGUUUGUGCUCUGCUCUCAUGUAAAAUUAACCACUCUGGCCCAGCCCACAAAUACACUCCUUCCAAAACAGUCUUAAAGAAUGCAAAGUCUGCAACAAAUGAGUACAAUAAGUCACUAAAAGAGUAAAGAAAAGUUAUGUGAAAUGAAAAGAAAAACUGUACAAAAAAGCAAUACGAAAUGAAUGAGUGUGUGAAUGUGAAAAGAAUGUGGAAUGAAAAUGAAAUGUAAAUGUAAAGACAAGCAAUGUUAAAUGAACAGAAAAUAUGCAAAUAAGCCUUUAAAUAAAUGCUCUUCAUAUAUACCCUUUUGUGUUUUCAUUUAGGCUAUGAAUGUUCACAGCAUGUCAAUGUCAACAAAGGUAGGCCUAUCAUUGGCUUUAUG
Labeo rohita (rohu) is the source of this 4265-nucleotide messenger RNA. Its product is annotated as Fc receptor-like protein 5. The transcript has 13 exons. The record is from RefSeq and is a predicted model, not a curated record. Gene Ontology annotation, molecular function: transmembrane signaling receptor activity. Lineage: Eukaryota; Metazoa; Chordata; Actinopteri; Cypriniformes; Cyprinidae. Gene Ontology annotation, biological process: cell surface receptor signaling pathway. Bases 1 to 1629 code for a protein of 542 amino acids.